Trichoplusia ni (cabbage looper) is the source of this 1027-nucleotide messenger RNA. Its product is annotated as troponin C-like. The record is from RefSeq and is a predicted model, not a curated record. Bases 394 to 1008 code for a protein of 204 amino acids. NCBI's taxonomy places the organism in Eukaryota, Metazoa, Arthropoda, Insecta, Lepidoptera, Noctuidae. The transcript has 5 exons. Gene Ontology annotation, molecular function: calcium ion binding.
GCACAAACAUUAAAUUCUUUAGUGCGGGAUUCGUACCAAUAUAGCAAAAAAAAGAUUACCGACUAACGCUACUCCACAGGGAGUAUCGGGUAUCUUCUGUUACAAAAUCAAGCGGCUUUCAAAGAUAUAGAAACAAACAUCUUACCAAUACUGUAGUAAAAGCUAUUCUCGGUGAUCGAAUAGGAUAGGGAAGUCUAGUUGAUGACGAGCGAUUUUUGAAAGAGGUCGCCAUACAUUUUGACCGCAAAACCUGGUUAAGUAUUAUAGACUCCUUUUCAUUACACAUCCUCCCUACUAGUCUGUCGUAGAAACGUCAAUUCAAAUAAUAUUUUUUGCAUAAUUUUAAUCGAUUGAAUUAAAAUCUAAAUAUUGUGAGGCCCUGUAGCUAUCAAGAUGGGUCAACAGCUUAGUACAAUGUUCUCAGGCAUGGGAAGGUUCUUUGAGUACCCCGUGAAGCGGAAACCAAUUUGUUUCUAUCGGCAGGAAGACUUUUCUGCCACAGGUGAGGCUCAUAGGAAAAUAUCAGAAAUGUCGAGAAGUGGGCAGACAGACUAUGACAAACUAGUCGACUUGUUUUAUACAAGACUAGCAGAGCAGCGUCAGUUUAAUCAAGAGAUGAAAGAGAAGGACCGCAGAUGGAGCAUGCAGAAGGUCGUGGAGCGGUUCCCGGGCUGGAACGAGGUCACCAUCGCCAACCUGCACAGCUUGUUCCUCCUGUUCGACAACCAGAGCAACGGGAUGCUUGGAUUUGACGAUUUUGGGGCAGUAAUGGAAAGUCUUGGUGAUGAGAGUCCUAUGGAACUCCGCAAAGAGAAGUUCAACGCUGCGGACACUGACAAUGACGGCUGGAUCACAUACGACGAAUUCCUAUCAUUGGUGUACAACUUCAACCCUAGUGAAGACGACCGCGUGGGUGGUCUCGCGGCGCUUUGUAACGACGUCGCCGAGAACAUUCAGUUUGUCAGCAACCUCACUGUCGGCGAGCAAUUGGAAUAUGGACUGUUUUAAAUAAAUAGAAAUAACUUUU